CAAUAGAUUCCGCAGAAUUUACUAAGGAGAAAUACGACAGUUUCUUACAAAUUCGUCUUUUCGAUCUCAGGACAGUUUUUGGGUUUGUGACCUUAGUCAAUGAAGUAUUUUCUCCUGAACAAACAAAAUUUGCCUUAGCGCCAUUCUUCCCUAAUGCCUAAUAUCCGAACAAAAGAAAACAUCUUUGCCAGAUUUCGAAGGAAGUGAACAUUUUUCUGUCCCCCAAAGGCGAUGGGUUCAAGUGCACCCGGGCCCCUGAAAAAUCAUCUUUAAAAUUAGUUAAGUGGAAUUUGACCAAAUUAUAACUUAGAGUAAUUCUGUUUGUAUUUCUUUCAACUGCCAACAAUAUGUAAAUAUGGACCGACAAUGGUCAGCUUUUAUAUGAACUCCUGCGUGCAAUAGAAUGUAAGAGACGUUAUUGGUACUUUAAACCACGCCUGCAACAAUAUUGACUGAGCAUGCCAUAAGGCUCUUUUUCAUUUCUUAUACAUGUCAUAUAAAACGUAAUGCGCCUAAUUGUUACGUCAUUUGUUUACUCGGCAUUGUUGUGUUACAUUAUUGCCGUCAACAAUCGGGUUUCUCUAUUGUGGAAAGAACUGAGCUGUGAAUCGCUUGUAGAAGAAGUGCGUCGUGGAACAGAUAAUUUUGUGCUGUUAAAAAUCUUUCAGAAUUACCCAAGAAUAUUUCUUAUACGAUUCGAGGGAUUUGUGAUACUGUCCUCAACUCUCUUCAUUUUACUUUUUAAUCAUUUGUUCUUUCUUUCCGGAGGACAUCCAAUUCUUUUCCUCUUGAACAAAGGAAGAGCCUAAUUAUCGAGAAAUAUCCCUACAAAAUUGAAUCCAAAAUUCUUCUGCAGACGUGACUCCAUAUUCCAGUGGAAUUAUUGGGAACCAUCAGAGUGGCUUCCGUCCUAAUAGAUGUGCAACUGAUCAGAUGUUCUCAUUCGCCAAAUGCUAGAGAACAGGUCGGAGGAGAUGGAGUUAAGCGAACAUUGCAGCUGUUCUCAUCAUGACGGCAGGAACCUCUUCACCUCAACACUGAACGCCAUUAAGAAGACUGACAUUCUACUUCACGGAAUUAGCUCGGACAUGUUGACGCUGGUUUUGGAUUAUGUUUAUUUGUGUAAGGUGGACAUCCACUGCGACAACGCGCGUCAGCUGCUUGGGACGGCUGACUAUUUGUGGUUACCAGCCGUUACUGAGCUCUGCUGCGACUUCCUCAAGGACACGCUGGACCUCGACAACUGUAUCGGCAUCUUGCGAUUCGCAAGGACAAUACAGCAAGCAAAUGAACUGACAUCGGCAGAAUCACACCAGAACCGCCACUUCAUGCGAUGGACAGAAUGA
This is a messenger RNA of Zootermopsis nevadensis, 1346 nucleotides long. The record is from RefSeq and is a predicted model, not a curated record. NCBI's taxonomy places the organism in Eukaryota, Metazoa, Arthropoda, Insecta, Blattodea, Termopsidae.